This is a messenger RNA of Thlaspi arvense, 1967 nucleotides long. The record is from the annotation of a GenBank genome assembly. NCBI's taxonomy places the organism in Eukaryota, Viridiplantae, Streptophyta, Magnoliopsida, Brassicales, Brassicaceae.
GGACAAGCAUGGAUUCAUUACAGGAAAGAAAUGCAAGACAAUAUAAAAGUCAUGAUAAGACAAAUGGUGAUGCAGUUCUGAGAAAAAGAAAAUUGCAAAAGGCCACAGAAGCUGUAGAGUCAGAUUUUGCACAAUUCUUGAAUGGGGCACCCCCUCCACCUAAAGUUAAACGAUCUUCACCUCCUCCUCCAUCUCAUCACGGAAUCAUAAUAACCACCACUUGCUGGGCUCUAAUUAUUAUCAGUGUGGGGACCUUAGUUGCUGUCUUCAGGCAUGAGGAUGAAGAUGGCCUUAAAUGUGGACAAAGAGAUGAGAAACCUCUUCUCAGUUUCCCAAGUGAUAUUUCUGGUUCAUCAGAAAAGUCUCAUAGCCAAGGACAUUCCAAUAACAAAGAUCACAAGACUUCAUCUUGUGUUAGCAAUUCAGAGGAUGGUUAUACCUCUUUAUUUGUCCAAGCUCAACAAUCCAACUUUGCUGUGAGUGCAACUGGAAAUAUCCUACCACCUCCUCCAGAAAAAAAUAUCUUACAUCACCACCGCCUGGUCCUCCUCUUCCUCCUGCACCAUCACCACCUACAGCACCAAUGCCUCCAACACCACCAACAGCACCAGCACCAGCACCAGCACCAGCACCUAAAGCUCCUCCUCUGCCACCACCUAAAGCUCCAGCUCGUGGGCCACCACCACCUCCAAAAGCUGCUCGGCCCUCCACCAGCUCCGCUUCCUAAAGAAUACAAGGAAAAGAAUGACCAAGCAGGAGGAUCUGACAAAGCCAAGGUUAAUGAGGAAAUGAUGGAAAGCCUUUUUGGGUAUACACCUGUUGACAGGAAUAAGAAUAAAAAUAGAAAGGAUAAAUCUUAUUCAGAAGCCCCUCAGUAUAUCCAGAUUAUAGAAGCUAAGAAGGCACAAAACCUGUCAAUUCUUCUAAAAGCUUUGAAUGUGACGACAGAAGAAGUCAGUGAUGCUCUUAAGGAAGACUUUGUUGAAGAUGGCACAACACAAGAUGAAGAGCUGAAGCUUCGACUAUUCAAUGGCGCUCUUUCUCAGCUGGGACCUGCUGACAGGUUCUUAAAAGUCAUGGUUGAUAUCCCAUUUGCAUUUAAACGUCUGGAAUCAUUGCUAUUCAUGAACUCUCUUCAAGAAGAAGUGUCCGUUGCUUGCACAGAGUUGAAAAAGAGCAGACUUUUCUUGAAACUCUUAGAGGCAGUCCUUAAAACUGGCAAUCGCAUGAAUGAUGGUACUCUUCGUGGUGGUGCGCAGGCAUUCAAGCUUGACACACUUUUGAAAUUGUCUGAUAUGGCAAGACCACACUCCUACACUUUGUUGUCCAGAGAUUAUUCGAUCAGAAGGAUAAGAGCCGCACGUGCACUAAGCCAGAGCCAGAGCUUAUCCAGCAUGAAAACUGAAGAUCUUACUGAGGAUGUUACAAAUGAAUCUGAAGACUAUUUUCGGAACCUCGGUCUUCAGGUGGUUUCUAGGUUACCUGAAGACCUGGAAAAUGUAAGAAAGGCAGCACUUAUAGAUGGUGAUAACCUCACAACAACAGUUUCCAAACUGGGCCACUCACUAUUAGUGAGUUCCAACGUACUCUGGAAAGUUUUCUACAACACACAGAAGAUGAGAUCACACAGUUGCAAGAGGAAGAGAAAGAGGAUAAUGGCUUUGGUGAAGAGCACAGGAGAUUACUUCCACGGGAAUGCAGGAAAGGAUGAAGGAUUACGAUUAUUUGCAAUAGUUCGUGAUUUCUUAAUUAUGUUGGAUAAGGCAUGCAUUGAAGUGAGAAAGUCGGCCUCAUUGGCAUCUAGGACUCCAAGGAGACAGGCCCCAUCAGCUUCAGAUUCAGCUUCACCUUCACCUUCUUUUGAAUCUCGGCAGCCAAAUACUCCUGAUGCUCGGCAAAGAAUAUUCCCAGCGAUUAGGGAUCACCGAGCAGAUGAUUCUAGUUCAGAUGACGAGGGCUUUUCCCCA